Molecule: messenger RNA, 2376 nt
Organism: Monodelphis domestica (gray short-tailed opossum)
Lineage: Eukaryota; Metazoa; Chordata; Mammalia; Didelphimorphia; Didelphidae
Product: C-X-C motif chemokine 9
Biological process (GO): immune response; defense response; chemotaxis
Cellular component (GO): extracellular region
Molecular function (GO): chemokine activity
Source: RefSeq, a predicted model, not a curated record
GAAGCCCCACCUGUGAGAAAUACAGGCACCAUCAUGAAGAGGAACCAAAUUGCCUUCCUUUGUGGACUUGUCUUCCUGACUCUGACUGGAGUUCAAGCAUUCUGGAGCUCCAAAUCAAGACGCUGUUCCUGCAUUGAUGUCAGUGCCGACAUACAUAGGAAAAACAUAUUACAUCUGGAGCAGUUUCCUCCAGGGUCUUCAUGUUCAAACACCGAGAUCAUUGCCACAUUGGAGAAUGGGAUAAAAAAAUGUCUGGACCCAGAUUCCCCACGUGUGAAGAAAGCGGUAAAAGCCUGGAAGAAAAUGAAGGGUCACAAAAAGAAUAAACCCAAAAGAAGAAGUACAAUUCAACCAAGGAAGAAUGCUUCAAAGAAUAAAAAGUUUCAGCGUCGUCCCUCAGCAUAAGGGGCCAUUUCACCAAAAAGUCUUUCAGAUUUAGACAUUUUUAAAAGAAAAAAGUUAAAAAUUCUAAAUGUUAAAAAUGUGUCAGAAUAUGUAACUUUUAUUGUGGAUAGAAAUUUCAAGCAUGAUGAUGGCAUUAAUUGAUUCUGGGGUGUUUUUUAAAAAUGCAAUAAUUUCUCAGUUGAGAGCUUAGAAUGUAUAAUAAGGAGAGAGACAGGAACCCCCUCUUGUGGAAAAAUUUCCUCUUUAAAACGAAGAAAGAUGACAAAGAAGAUAAUCAAAACACAUUACAGAGAGGAAACAACAUAUCUGCAUUUAUGUGCACAUUAGUACACAUACACAUGCACCCUGACACCCACAAAGAUUCUCCUAUGUACAUGUGUCACUUAGGAAGCACUCCUACAUUUACCUGCCAAUAUAUCCCACAUUAUAGAUAAGUCAAGUCCAAUUUAGUUGACAAAAUCCCAGGGGAUCCCUUAGCUCCCUUCCCUAAGCAUUUCAUUUCACAGUUCAAACUUUAAAACAGAAACACUACAGCUCAAUUCAGGCUGAUUUCUUUUUUUUCUUACUAAGUUCUCAUGCUAUGUACUAUUGAGUUGCUUUGGCCUUUGGUGGACUAAUUAAAACAAUCUGUAUGUUUCACAAAAAUUACAAGGGUUGUAUAUAACCCUCCUUUUGGUACUGCCCAUAGGGGCUCAGGAAUAUAUUCAGGAUAUAAUUAAUUUAAAAAAAAAAGAAAGAAAGAUCCCUAAAGAAACCUGUAAUCUAAAGAAUCUUAUCUUUGAAAGGAGUAGUGGGGAUGGUUAGAGUGGAGUGAUGAUGACUGUACAUAAAUAGUAGGUUCUCUGAAAGGGGCUGGUUGACUUGGUGGGUUGACAAAGCGAUAAUUAAAGCCUACAAUCCAGAGCCAUCACUUGUGCCUAAAACUUGUUCACAAGCUCCCCCAAGUGGUCAGAUGAGCAAUAAUUCCUCCAGGGUCAGUUGGGCAAUCGAGGCAAAACUUUCAGGCCAUCUACAAAUGAGAGUUAGUGUUACCACUAGAAACACACCAGACUCUGGCUUUACAGGUCAUCUGUAAUCUGAUCCUAUACUAUCAACCUAAUCUCUUAAAAUAAUGAACUACUAUUCUCCAAUAUUCUCCCUCUGUCUCAAUUAAUCGCUCUAUCUCCAAACUCAUUUAGCCUCUUUCUAAUAAAUACACCUGCUCAUCCCUGCUUGCUGCCUUGAUUUACUUUGUGCCUCCUAUCCAUCAAAAGGUCUCCCUCCCCUGUACAAUGCCUAUUCAAUUUUCUAGAUCUCAGUUCAAGUCUUACUUCCUCCAUGAAGGCUAUUUAUUCGGACUCCUCCCUUCUCUAAAACCUCAUUUUGUUUAAAGUUAGUGGGUUUAAGCACUCACUUGUCUUUUAAUUGUUUCAUCAUUUUCCUCCUGAAAUAGAUUGUAAACUCCUCAAAGGACAGAAAUAAUAACACAGCCUCGUAGAUUUAGAGCUGAAGGCAAAUUGGAUGUCACUGAGUCUAAUCUCCUGGUUUUACAAAUAAGUAAACUGAAGUCUAGAGAGACAGGGUGAUUUGUUCAGUCUUACCAAAUUAGGUAAGUGUCUGAGGCAGUAUUUAAGUUCAGAUUCACAUGACUUCAAGACUCAAUCAACUAUACUGCAUUGAAUAUGUCUUUAUAGCCUACACGGUGUCUAUAGAUUUUCAAUAGAUAUCUGAUUGACUUAUUGACUAAUAUAUAUCUGGACUACCUUCUCUAAACUAGGGCUGGUCAUCAAAACUCAAUGCUCUUUGCAAUAGUCAUUAACAGUACAUUGAUAAGACUACCUGAACUGGACCAUGUUAAAACCACCUAUUCAUGUCUCAUUCAUAUUAACUUGUCUCCUGCUAUGUCUGAGAAAUACAUAAGGUAAAACAACUAAUUUUGCAAAAUUUUGCUCAAAAGAUCAGAAAAUAAAGGUAGAUUUCUAUUUUAUCUGA